This is a messenger RNA of Sphaerodactylus townsendi, 3814 nucleotides long. It is a transcript of the gene STC2, whose product is annotated as stanniocalcin 2. The transcript has 4 exons. Gene Ontology annotation, molecular function: hormone activity. The coding region runs from base 177 to 1064 and encodes 295 amino acids. The record is from RefSeq and is a predicted model, not a curated record. Gene Ontology annotation, biological process: intracellular calcium ion homeostasis. Lineage: Eukaryota; Metazoa; Chordata; Lepidosauria; Squamata; Sphaerodactylidae. Gene Ontology annotation, cellular component: extracellular region.
GGCACCAUCCUUUCCCUUUUCCAGCCACUUCUAGCACUUGUACCCGCGCAGACUGCACGCCCUGAGUGCUGCUGGAAAGACCCGGGGAGCUCUCGUCCGCAUAGCCUGAUUUGCAAAGAGGCGAGAAGUGAGAGGGGGCGAGACCUUCGAGCGGGGUGGGUUGCAAAAGCAGGACCAUGUGUGCAGAGUUGGUAGGGAAAUUAGUUACUGUGGCGCUGGUCUUUGCAAGUUUGGAGCGGGCCGUGGGCACAGAAGCCACCAAUCCACCGGACGGUGCCCAAGACAGAGCCCCUCACCAAAAAGGGCGGCUGUCUUUGCAAGAUACAGCUGAAAUCCAGCACUGCCUGGUCAACGCUGGUGACGUGGGAUGCAGUGUGUUCGAGUGCUUUGAAAACAAUUCCUGUGAGAUCCGAGGCUUACAUGAGAUUUGUAUGACUUUCCUUCACAAUGCUGGAAAAUUUGAUGCCCAGGGGAAAUCUUUCAUUAAAGAUGCUCUGAGAUGCAAGGCUCAUGCCUUACGGCACAGAUUCAGCUGUAUCAGUCGCAAGUGCCCCGCCAUCAAGGACAUGGUCUUCCAGUUGCAGCGAGAAUGCUACCAGAAACAUGAUCUUUGCUCUGCAGCUAAAGAGAAUGUCCAUGUCAUUGUGGAGAUGAUUCACUUCAAAGACUUGCUGCAGCAUGAACCAUAUGUCGACUUAGUGAACAUCCUGCUCACUUGCGGAGAGGAGGUCAGAGAAGCCAUCACACAGAGUGUCCAGGCACAGUGUGAACAGAGUUGGGGGAGCCUGUGUUCUGUCUUGAGUUUCUGCACCUCAGUCCCACAUGGAGAUUCUGCCCUGGAACCUGAGAAGAAACCAAAUGAAAUCUUCAGAUCCCUUGCCAGCCAAGGGGACAUUCUAGUCCAUCCUGAACCUGACUCCAGAAGCACCAGAGGGGAAAGAGGUGGCAGGCUCUCAAUGAAUCCUCACAUUCGGUCUAAACCUGGGAGUCACAAUCCCAAAAUGGCCUAUGGAAUAAUUGAACAGGCCGAAGAACUGUCUGAGUUCUCUGAUAUCCGAAGGUGAAAGGAGGAUACAGUUUUUUCUUCCUCCUCCACUAGAAACGUCCUCCAUUAAGUUCAUCUUCUUAUCUAGGGGCAUUCCAAAAAUAUUUACAGUAUAGAGGGGUGGUGUCAGGCGCAGGACAUUGUGGGAAAUACAGUCAUGUCAUUCUGUAGGUAUUUUAAGCAACAGAGGAAAAUCAAUGGCUAUUAUUGACUGUAUCUAGCAAAUUCAGUCUGUAAAUGCAACAGAACUUUUUCAUUUAAACUAUUUUAUCCCUUCAAGAGAGGACAUAAGGAGAUUGGAUGCAGGGAGUGGUGGUGGUUUGUUUCUUAGUUUAUCAGGGAUAGAAAUUGGACUUGUCUGAAUUUUCAUUUGUCCACUAUAGGCUCAAUAUGUAUAGUAGUUUCAGCAUUCAGUCUCUAGGCAGAAAAUAAUCAGUUUUCUACUCUGUCAGAGGCUAGAGUAGAAGGUGGCUGCUAAAAUGGAGCUUUCCGUUUCAAGCUAAGCAGUUCUGAGCCAUUUGUUUCUGCCUGGGUGAUACCACCUGCCUUAAGGGUUCCUUUAAUUGAUUUGUGUGGAUCACCAGUAACCUUUUCUCCCUAUCAUUAUAGUCUCCUCAGGAAAUCUUGUGAAUACAUAACCAAAUUAUGAACAUGGUGAUUGGAUCUUUUCAACUGCCCUAGUUGGGAGUCAACCUGUAUUUCAGCAGACCUUCAAAAUGCCAGCUGGCUUCUGACUGAAUCAGGUUUCGUAAAUUCGGCGAAUGCAUGCUCCCCCACACUUGCUUAUAUACACAUAGUAUUUUUUGGAGGCUUGAUGAAAACCUCUCUUUUUCUGGCUACUUGAUAGUGGGGGUGGGGAUGGGGGGGGGGGUGGAACAGUGUUUCAAGCCUGACUGAAGUGCCAAAGAAAUAGUAACACUGGUAACUCAAGCACUAUAAAAUUAUUUAAUUAGGUUAGUGAACUGAAAUAAGCUUAAUCUUCAUAACGUUCAAUUCUAAAAACAAUUUUUUAAAAAAUAAGACACAUUUAUUUCUUUUUAAAUUUACUUCCAGUAAGGGUGCGUUGAAUUAUGUCCUAUGUGAUCUAGAAUUAAUACGGCACACUCCACCUUCAGUGUUAAAUGUAUUUAUCAUUUCCUAUGAACGUUCAGGGUAUUGCAGAUAUCAACUGAAAGAAUUUGCUUUUGAAAGAAUAAACAACAAUAGAUCUUAAACCCUAAGAAGCUGAUAAUGGGAGUAAUCAAGUAUAACUUUUCUGCAUCUGAUCAAUAAUUUCCCAUUAACAGAAUUCUAGUUUUAUAGACUGAAGCCCCAAUCCACCUUGAUUUCCUGUGUGCAAGUGAGUCCCUACCAGUUUGAUGUUAGUACAAUUCUGGACAUGCAUACUUAGCCCUGGUGAACAUUUGAAAAGUAGGCCAGAUGGUGGCAAGUGGUUCUUUCUUGGUAAGACUUAUUGGAAGAAGCUUCCAAGAACAAAAAAAAAUUGCACAUGCAGCCAGGAAAUUUUACACUAUUUCUAAGGACAGCAUCCAAUUCAAGUGAUAAUCCUGCUACUCUUGUUGAAGCAACCAAACAGAUGAGGAAUGAUAUAGGCUCUAUGGUUGCACAUCCAGAUAGAGCCGAUUUUUUUAAUUUUUAUUUUCAGCUGUAAAAAAUGGUGACAAAUUAUGGAAGUUGAAAAGCAAAUCCUUAAAAAUGCUGAAUACUUUUGGGGCCACUUAUGCCCCACCACAAUUAAAAACGAAAAAGAUGGGGGAGCCCCCUUUUCUCUCACCUGUAGCAGCAGUGCAGUGCUGAACUCUAAGCUGCAGGAGCUUGUGGAGCUGGGAGGUAGGAAGUAGCAGGCACAGACCUGAAUGCUGGGCUCAAUGUGGAGCUGGGAGGUAACAACGUUGCAUUCAGCGGUGUGUUUGCUGCUUCACAACUUCACAUGAAACUUGGAUGGAGCAUGGAAAAAUGUUUGAAAAACUGAAGAAAAGCCAGUGAGGAGAUUUAAUGGUUAUGUUUUUGGAAAAAUUUCUGGAACUAUUAAACCCAAACCUGAAAAAUACAGGGGGAGGGGGGGGUGCACACCCCUAGUGUGGUUCCCUUAUUAAUCUAAUCCCACCUUUAAAAUAAUCUCAUUGGAGGGUCAUUCAUGACCACAUUACCGUGCAUUUGGAUAUAGGUUAAAAAAAGGCUUACUAGCAGGCUCAUCUCAUUUGACUCCAAUUUGAUCUUUAAUUAGGGCAUAUAGGAGCCAACACACAUGCACACAUCCCCAAUUGAAUAUUUCUGUCAGCAGAUUUCCUCAGUAUGCAUAUAAUUUAUCUUCCUUCAUUCUAGAGAGGUAAAUAUACGUUUCCCCUUUAGUUUAAGGUAAUGAGGAUUGUAUAAAGCCUAUUUUUUCCUCUGAGGUUAAAAAUUGGAUGUAUGUGUUCACCUACUGAUUCCACAUGUUCUUUAAUUGUAAAUAUUUAACGUUUCUAUUUAUUAUAGUGUCUCCAUUUAGAAAGAAUUCUGAGCACUGCUGCCUAAGGUAAUUUAAAUAUAUGUCAGGACCUGUGUUGUAUAUAUUCAUGCCACUAGUAUGUUUUUGUUAUUGUUUAAAAGCAAGGAAAAUAUAAUUUUAUACGUUCCAUAAUGUUAUUGACAGCAUAGAUCAUUUAUUUAUUGUUAACUUUCAUUUCCAACAGAUACGAGUGCAUUUAACCUGAUAGUUCUGUCAAGACAUCUGUAUAGCCUUACCUCUUUGAAAAUUUAAAAUAAAAAUACUGUCUGUUUAAGGCA